Messenger RNA from Chelonus insularis, 1442 nucleotides. Its product is annotated as lysM and putative peptidoglycan-binding domain-containing protein 4. The transcript is spliced from 3 exons. The record is from RefSeq and is a predicted model, not a curated record. NCBI's taxonomy places the organism in Eukaryota, Metazoa, Arthropoda, Insecta, Hymenoptera, Braconidae. The coding region runs from base 195 to 1088 and encodes 297 amino acids.
AUGACUGUAGACAGCGCUGUAAACAUAAAAAAAUUAAAUUGAUCAUUGUAUGUAAAAAAACAAUCAUACAAUACGUCAUUUAUUCAUUAAUGUGUUCGUAGACAAAGCAAAAUUAAUGUUGAGUAACAUUUUUUUACUAAAAUCCAUACGUUUAGAACGGCUAAAAUGUUACAAAUUGUUCAAAAUUACUCAAUAUGAGGAAAAAAUCCACUGGCACUAAUGAAUCAGGAAUAACCAGAUAUUCUGCAUACCAUAGAGGAAUUCCAAAAGACGGUUCACCUCAUUAUGUUUUUCUAUAUUCUGACGAUGAAUUUGGUGACGAAAACAUACCACUGCAGCCCCAGAAACCUAAAAAAUCGGUUCCGAGGAAAGUGGAGGUGAUUAAUGUUACAUUAAAAGCUGAAGAUACUCUCCAAGCUUUAGCCUUGAAAUAUCGAUGCACUAUAUCCGAGUUGAAACGCAUCAACAAUAUCCACAAGGAGAAUGAAAUCUACGCCCGAAGGACAAUAAAAGUACCAGUGCAGCCAUAUUCGAUAUUCACGGAAAUAAAUGAAGAAAAUGGAUCAACAAACAAUAAUUCAGAUUCAAGAACUAGUAAAUUAAUAGAUUUAAGUGAUGCAAAAGAGUCUCAAGAUAGUACUGCAUCAAUUGCAGUAUCAAAUAUAGAGCAAUGUAAUUUAUUAACUCUAAUUAAUGUUUCUCUUUCAUCAACCAGUCAAUCUCAAUCUCUAGAUAUCAAUAAUUUAAUACUCAAUUCUGUUUGUGAGCCAUCAGCAUCAAAGGAUAAUACAAACAUUGCUGAAAAUGGUGAACAUGAUGAAUUAUUGAUAAAUAAAGAAUAUGAUAAAGAUUCAACACCAGAAGCACAAGUUAUUCAAUCAUUUAAAUGCAGUGGAGCGGAUUGGGGAUUGUCUUGGAUUCAUCUUUUAGGAGUUUCUAUUCUCUUAGGUUUUGUUCUUCCGAUUAUUUAUAUUUUUUAUGUUGCUGAAAACAAUAAUAAGCAUCAUGAAGUUGAUUUUAAGGGAACAAGAUUGCCAUUAAAUCCUUUGUAUGAUAAAAAUAUCGAAUCUCUCAAGGACAACGUUUAAUAAAUCAACUAAAUUAUGGAUUUUAUUUUAAAAAAUGGUGAUUUUAAAAGAACAAUAAAAGUGAUUAUUAAAAAGAAGUAAGGUUGAAAGUGGUGAGGACUAAAAAAUUGGUUGUUUAUAAAUUAAAGAAAAUUUAAUUGACUGGUUUUCAAUUAAAUGAUCAGUGAUUUGAUGAAAUUUUGAUGCUUAUUGGCCAGUUAAAAAUUUAAUAAUGUGUUAAAAUAAUAAUAAUAAUAAAAAUUAAAGGAAAUUUAUAUAAAUUUUUAUAAAUAUGUGCCUUCACGUACCUGAUGUUGAUGGCAGAUAAACAUUUAGAUAAGUAAAUGAAUAAAUAAUAAAAUAUUUUGAUAAUAA